CAUUUGGCGCCACAGACGCAAUACUGCCACUGUAGAAGUGAGAUUGUCCUCUCUUGAGUUAAAACAUUAUAUUUUUUUUACCCUACAUAGCUAUAAACUCAGCUUCAACAUGCUGACAAAGGGAGCGAUAGAGGCCCUAACCAAAUGCUCUAAUGAUUUACAAAACCCCAUACUUCAAUUAGUGAACAUCCGUAAAAUUGAUGGAGGCAGUGGACCAGCCCGCUUUCGUCUGAUGAUGAGUGAUGGACAGCACUCAAUGUCUUCGUUCAUGCUCUCCACCCAGCUCAACCCAAUGGCCGAGGACAACCGACUAGCCCCAAACUGUAUCUGUCAGCUGAAGAGGAGCGUGACCAAUAUCUUAAAGGAUGGACGGCGUGUGGUGGUCAUACUGGACAUGGAGGUGGUGAAGUCUGCUGAUGAGGUGGCUGGGAAGAUCGGAGAGCCCCAGCCUUACGUGGAAGGUCAGAGUAAAACCCCACAGUCAGCCCCCAAUCCCUCAGUCCACCCCCUGCAACCCCAGAAUGGAAUUGAUGGCUCCAUGAACAAAGGUCCCAGCAGAGCGUUUGGGGGGAAUAAGGGCAUGCCUCCGUCUGCCAUGCCCAGCACUCCUGGGGGAUCCUCCAAAGUUGUGCCCAUCGCCAGCCUCAACCCCUACCAGUCAAAGUGGACCAUCCGAGCCCGUGUCACCAACAAGAGUGGCAUCCGCACCUGGAGCAACUCUCGUGGGGACGGCAAGCUGUUCUCUAUGGAGAUUGUGGAUGAGAGUGGAGAGAUCAGAGUGACUGCCUUUACCCAGGAGGUGGACAAAUUCUACAGCAUCAUCGAGACUGGCAAGGUGUUCUACAUCUCCAAGGGAUCCCUGAAGAUCGCCAACAAGCAGUACUCAUCCCUGAAGAAUGACUAUGAGAUGACCCUGAAUGGAGAGUCCACCAUCAUUCCCUGUGAAGACACCCAGGACGUACCCAUGGUGCAGUGCAACUUCGUCUCCAUCGCCGACCUGCAGGCCCGAGAAAAGGACACCAUUUUGGAUGUGAUUGGAGUGUGCAAGAGCGUGUCUGACGUGACCCGCCUCAACACCAAGAACAACCGUGAGGUCUCCAAGAGGACGCUCAACCUGAUGGACCAGUCUGGUAAACUGGUGGAGGUCACCCUGUGGGGAGAGGAGGCAGAGACCUUUGAUGGCUCUGGGCAGCCCAUCCUGGCCAUCAAAGGGGCCAAGCUGUCGGACUAUGGGGGCAGAUCUCUAUCUGCUUCGUUCAGCAGCACCGUCAUGGUCAACCCCGACAUCCCUGAGGCAUACAAGCUGCGGGGCUGGUAUGACAAGGAGGGCCACUCUAUGGCUGGCCAGUCUCUGACGGAGGCGAGGACAGGUGGAGGAGGAGGAGGGAACACCAACUGGAAGACCCUGGCUGACAUCAAGACGGAGCACCUUGGACACGGAGACAAGGCAGACUACUUCAGCUGCAUCGCCACCAUAGUGUACAUCCGUAAGGAGAACUGUCUGUACCAGGCGUGCCCUAGUCAGGACUGCAAUAAGAAGGUGGUGGACCAGCAGAACGGCAUGUUCCGCUGUGAGAAGUGUGACAAAGAGUUCCCCAACUUCAAGUACCGACUCAUCCUCUCUGCCAACAUAGCAGACUACGGGGACAACCAGUGGGUGACCUGCUUUCAGGAGAGUGCUGAAGCCAUUUUGGGACAGAACGCUGCUUACCUAGGGCAGCUCAAGGACUCGAAUGAAGCUGCCUUCGAGGAGAUCUUUCAGCAGGCCAACUUCCACACGUUCGUUUUCCGUAACAGAGUCAAGCUGGAGACCUACAAUGACGAGUCCCGGAUCAAGGCCACGGUGAUGGAGGUGAAACCUGUGGACCACAAGGAGUACAGCAGGAGACUCAUCAUGAACAUCAGGAAGAUGGCUGCCACCCAAUAAGAAUGCUCGCUUUGCCCCCUCGGCUACGUUCAAGCUUCGCUCCCUGAUCUGCAGCCGCAGCACUUCCCAACCUGCCAGACUGACUGUGAACCAGUCCUAGGUUCGUCCCAAAUGGAUCCCUAUACCCUAUGUAGUGCACUUCUAUUGACCAAAAGUAGUGCACUAUAUGGGGAAUAGGGUGCCAUUUCAGACGUAACCGAAGUGUAACCUAUUCUAUACUUUUUAUUUAGCUGUGUCCAUGUACCUCUGUUACUCUGUAAGUCACUGAACUUUGAACAUGUUAACUAUGCUGAAUGUACUGGAAGUUUGGUUUUGUCGUCUUGGCCCAACCAGUAAUCUUGAGAGAGUGCUGCUGGGGCAGGAUUAUAUCUGUGUUAUGGUGAUGGGUGGGGGGUGACUUCCGAAACUGCUGACAUUUUGGGUUGUGGAUUAAAUGGAGGGAGGGAUGAAUGGUGCCUGGGAUGGGACAGUCUUAACCACAGAAAUCAUUGCUGUGUGGUCCGUCUUAAGUCAGCUGUUAUUGCAUGGGUGUUUUGUAUACGCAGAGGGGUCUGUACUGUAGCUAGCACUCUGUCACUCGCUCCCACCAUCACUAUGCCUGGACCUACCCAUCCCUGAUAAGCGCAGUGAUUUUCUAACUCUCACACACACAGCAGGCAGAAUGCAGGAAAUGCGCUGUACUGUAUUUAUGUAAAUACGUGAUUUAAUUUUUGUAAUUAUUUUCAGUACCUCUAAGUUAGAAUAUUUCAGACAGCAAUAAUUGGCAUUUUUCUUUACAUCGAUUUGGUCAGUUGAUUACAUAAAAAUAAACCUGUUUGUGACCAAAAGUGAA
This is a messenger RNA of Oncorhynchus masou masou (cherry salmon), 2759 nucleotides long. RefSeq names its product replication protein A 70 kDa DNA-binding subunit-like. Gene Ontology annotation, cellular component: DNA replication factor A complex; nucleus. The record is from RefSeq and is a predicted model, not a curated record. Gene Ontology annotation, molecular function: damaged DNA binding; single-stranded telomeric DNA binding. Lineage: Eukaryota; Metazoa; Chordata; Actinopteri; Salmoniformes; Salmonidae. The coding region runs from base 110 to 1927 and encodes 605 amino acids. Gene Ontology annotation, biological process: DNA replication; telomere maintenance via telomerase; nucleotide-excision repair. The transcript has 17 exons.